This is a messenger RNA of Linum trigynum, 2396 nucleotides long. The record is from the annotation of a GenBank genome assembly. Lineage: Eukaryota; Viridiplantae; Streptophyta; Magnoliopsida; Malpighiales; Linaceae.
GGUAUUAUUCCGGUAUUUUCCCGGUAUGGUACCCUAAUUUUAUCGGUACGGUUUUUUAACAGAAAAAUAAUUUUUUUAUUCCAAAAACGGUAUUUACCGGUAGGAAACGGUUGAACCAUGGUUGUACCAUGAUUUACCAUGCCAAAAACGAUUCCGGUUUGAUGUCCGGUACGGUUUCGUAAUCCAUGCUAUUCUUUCUUUUCCUACCGCUCCGCUCCUUCCAACUCCGUGACGUGUUAAUCGGUUCUUUUCUUUUGGCGCCAGUUUUGAACGUGAGGUUCUGGGUUUUGUCGCAAUCAAUUCACAGAGCAUUCAGCCUUUCUGGUAUAUUAGGGAUGAUGGCUACCGAGACUCUGCGAUUGGAAAUCAAAGAAGGUCGAAGCAUGGAGUAAAGGAAAAGAGAUGGCGAGUUCGAUAGUGCGAGAGAUAGGAAAUGCAGUGAAGAAAGCCGCGAGGAACAGAGGGAAAGGAUGGUACACGCCUCACAUGGCUGCUGCAGCAUCCGCUGUCGCGGGAAGAAUUGAUCUUGUUGAUGCUGUCAUUGAAGUUAGAGAUGCUAGGAUCCCUUUGGCGUCCGAGUAUCCACUGUACCGCCAGCGCUGCCCUUCCAAACCUUGGAUCAUUGCUUUGAACAAGAUGGAUCUUGCUGAUCGGUCCCGAGUUAAUGAGUGGAGCAAGUAUUUUGAGCAGCGUGAUUGCAUUUCUUAUCCUGUGAAUUCCCAUAACAAAGACAAUGUGAAGGAGUUCCUUAACGUCCUGCAAUCACAAGUCCGAGCAUUAAACAAGGACAAUCCGGGUCAGACAAGGGUACUAAUGAUUGUAGGGAUUCCAAAUGUCGGGAAGUCGGCUCUUGCCAAUUCAUUGCAUCAGAUUGGCAGAAUAAGUGCUCUAGAAAGAGGAAAGUUCAGGUAUGCAACGGUGAGUCCACAUCCUGGAGAAACAACUGAUAUCAUUAGCUUGAAGAUUGCUAGCCAUCCGAAUGUUUUUGUGCUCGAUACCCCUGGUAUAUUGCCCCCUGAGAUUCUCGAUGUGGGGACUUGCUCCAAGCUGGCUUUAACAGGAGCUAUCAAGGACUGUUUGGUUGGGGAGGAGGUGCUUGCUCAAUAUUUCCUCGCUAUUCUAACCUUAGGCAGUGAAUACAAAAAGUGGACAACUACUGGAAAGGGAUGCCUGUAUAGUGAUCAGAAAACAGACGACUCAAGUGGUCUCGAGUCUGCGGGGAAAGGAAGAAAGCAUUCUUUGACCGAUCACACACAGGAUUUCAUAGUGCAUGAUGUGCGCCAGAGUCUUUCCAAGGCGAUAACGAGUUACGAUGGCGACCUGCAGAACGAGAAGGAAUUGACAGAGCUCGUUGCGAUGCAGUUCACUGCUCUGGAAGAAGCAUUCCGCAUCCCGGGUGGAUUAGGCGAUGAAGGUCGCAGUGUCGUCGUAGCUUCUAAAGUACUUAAUCUGUAUCGUACAGGUAGGCUUGGACACUACAGUUUAGACAAUCCUGCGUUUAUAGAGUAGUGAUUUUGGGAGAUAGUUACAUUACAGAAAAAAGCAGCGGAUUCCAAAAGCACCACCUAGCUUUGUUGCCAAGUUCAUCAAAAGCAAUCAAUGACAUGGUGAAGUUGAAUGGCUUCCCCAUUCAUUUGAUCCUGAGCAUGAUGUUCUUUAUAUAGAUGUUGCUUGCUACCAUUGCUAACAGUGACAAGUCCCAGUUUUAGACCAUCCCAAAAGAAACAAAGAAAACAUAAUAGCCAUUACUUGAUAAUAGACAUUCAUCAUGUGCAUGCAUCCAGCCUCCUACCAUUUGCUUGUUUACUUGUUGCACCGAGAUUUCCUCGUUGAAUACCAAAACUUUAGUUAGUCCUCGGGCUUAGGGAUGGCAAUGGGUCGGGUCGGGGACAGAUAGUGCAUAUCCGUUACCCUACCCAAAGUAGUUUGGGUUUUACCCAUACUCAUACCCACAUAUGAAACGGGUAGAAAACUAAAACCAUGCCCAUACCCGUUCGGGUUUCGGGUAUCCACGGUUAUUCAUGGGUAAUGAUUUCUCUUCAUAACUCCAACUAAUAUAUUAACAUUCACACGUAUUCUCACAUUACGCAAGAGGAAAAAAAUGACAAUACUUCACUAGAAUGAAGAAAAUUAAUUAAAACAACACAAUUUCAUGAAAAUAUUAUAUUUAUAUGCUAAAUAUAAAAUAUGUUAGAGAAAAAUAAUGACUAUUUCUAGACAAAAUAUAUAUGUAUGUGUAUAAUCGGGCAGGUUCGGGUUGGAUACUGAGAAACCCAUGUCCACCCAUUACCCGCAAUAUUCGAGUUCGGGUUUUACCCAUACCCACUAAAUGUCCUUCGAGUUCGGAUUAGGUAACACAAAUUCGUACUCUCCCCAGAUAAAGAAAACAAUUAAUU